UAUUUUUUUCUUGCAGAAAAUAAAAUAUAAAUGUAAAGAUUUAAUCAUGAUUUAUCGUAUUAUAAUAUUUUUAUGUUGUGUUAUUAUAAGUUAUGGUGCAAUAAAUGAUAUGACAGAAAGUUCUUUUGGAAAAUACAAGGAAGGGGUGAUUGCAGCGUUUGGUGAUUUUAAUUCUGAUGAGCUAACAGACGCUUUUAUUAUUAGAAAUUCUUCAAAUAUUGAGGUUUUCUUGGCUCACGAUAAGGAACCGUUCCUGCGACCGUCGUCGUAUGGCUGUAAUUUUUCCAACAUUAUAAUUACUAGUGUAGUCCCUGGAGACUUUGAUGGCGAUGCCUACAUGGACAUCCUCCUCACUACACAAAUUUCUAGCAGUAAAGUUUCAAGUACCCAUCAAGUGAGAAUUAUAUGGGGAGGCAUGACCACAUUGAACUGCAGUGAUGCACUUUUGGUGAAGGCAAUCACAGUUGGUCAACCACUAGCACUGGACUACAAUAGAGACAUGGUUCUGGAUCUUUUUGGCAUAAAUGCACAAAAUCAAAGAGUAUUUUGGGUGUUUGACCAGUCUAGAUUAACACCUACUGAAGUGAGGUUAGGCAUGGAGAAAUAUAAGGAAAUUAAACUUCCUCAUGCUCAUUCAUUCUUAGAUGUGAAUGAUGACAACGCUGCAGACUUAUUGAUAACCACCUCCCUGGAUGUGGAGGUGUGGCUUAACAAUGAACCUCAAGGAUUUACAUACAACCACUCCAUUGAAUUACUGGUUGGUCACCCGGUCAUCUAUGGGCAAGCUUUGUUCACGGAUGUUGGUCUAUCAGGAGAAUUCUACUUAGUUAUUCCUGUGUGUUACGAUACUGAAUGCAUUAACAGUACUAUCCUCAUCUAUGACAACCAGCGCUGGUAUGACUUACAAGUAGACUUUAAUGAUGGGAAAGGAACUUUGUGGAGAUUUGUUCCUCCGAGGAAUGAGACAUACUUGGACACUAUCACUAUGAGGACGGGAGACUACAACAUGGAUGGAUACCCUGACAUGCUAAUGACCCUCAGUCCUGUCAACAACAAUGAGACCAGGGCCUUCCUCCUACACAACAUGCCCUGCAAUCAGCCAGGAUGCAAAUUCUAUAGGACUUUUGAAGUCCAGUGGGAUAGAUUAGAUUCUAUGGGUGAUGGAGUUGUAAUGGCCGCAUUUUAUGACUUCUACAUGGAUGGUGUAUUAGACAUAAUUUAUGUCAAAAAGAAUACUACAACUCAAAACCAUGUUAUGCAUGCAUUCAAAAAUGAGCUGGAAUAUGACACUAACUUCAUCAAAGUUAUAGUAGUUACUGGCCUAACAAACGAGAAAAUACCAACACUGAAUGGCACACUGUACAAUAGGAAGCUAACUUUUGGAACUAACUUGCCGGGGCCUCGCAUCAGCUACGAGACCUGGUCUCAAGAAGGCACCUACAGAACUGGUGUCUGUGCUCAACUGCCUCAGUCUGCAUACUUUGCACUUCAGUUACCAUAUUCUAUAUUUGGCUUAGACCGCACACCUAACUUUGUAGAAACUUUAAAUGUUGGUCUCUCUGGAUUUUCAAAAAGCUGGACUCAAAUUAUUCCAAAUUCUCAAAUAUUUGUUAUCCCAACACCCCCUAAUGACCCCUCUCAGUGGAGAGCCCAGCUCUUUGUUACUCCUAGUAAAGUCAUAUUGAAAAGUGUUUUUGUAUUAACAGUUAUAGUAAUAGUCAUUAUUGGCUUUGCUUUGUUCUUACACUGGAAAGAAAGAAAUGAUAGACAAGAUAUUAUUGAAAUUGAUGAAAAGACAUAUGUAAAAAUUUAGUAUUCCAUAAAUCCUAACUUUAUCAUAGUGUAGUAUAUGUAAGUAGUACCUCCAUAAUAUAUUCUAGCCAUGUUUGUCUUGCUAUUGUAAUUAAAUCAAUCAAUUAAUGACUACCAUUAGCUUUCAUAAGAACGAUAGUGUGCUCGCUCAAUGUUAUGUUCUAAUGACCAAGACAACUGUGAUAACAUUCGUGUAAAUAGCUAUUUAGGGAAUAGUUUGUGUCCACUCAUUAUAUUUAAGUUUAGUUUAAGGUACUGUCUACUAUUAAUAUUUAGUAAAUUAUAUUUAAACCGAAA
Molecule: messenger RNA, 2109 nt
Organism: Plutella xylostella (diamondback moth)
Lineage: Eukaryota; Metazoa; Arthropoda; Insecta; Lepidoptera; Plutellidae
Product: T-cell immunomodulatory protein
Cellular component (GO): plasma membrane
Source: RefSeq, a predicted model, not a curated record